GGCUUAGAAUGUCCAGGAAGAUAUCCCACACUCAGCCAGCUCGUAACAGAUGUCCUGGUGUGUGCCUUGGCUCCUGACCGGUAUGUUAGAUAACGGCAGGACACACCUGUGUGCAUACAGAAAGCUCUAACGGUCUUUGCGAAUUUAUGCCAUGGGUCAGUCGGGAUCCAACGAGGGACCUUCUGCUACAAUCCAGUGCGUAACCCGCGAUUUUCUACAGGUUCGGUUUGAUCUGGAGCCUUUUCCUGAUGAGAUUCUUCAGAAGAUCUUGAGCUUUCUGCCCCCGCGGGAACUGGUAACGCGGUGCCGGCUUGUGAGCCGUCGCUGGAAACACCUGGUGGACUCACCCACUCUCUGGAAGCUGAAAUGUGAGCAUGAACGCCAGGCAGAUCUACUUAGAGCUUCCUCGCUAUGUCAUUUCUUCCCCUGGCAGAGAGUGUUUGUUAAGGAGAUCUUCUGGAGGAACCUGAUACGGAACCCGUGCGGCAAAGAUGGGUUUGAUCCCUGGAACGUUAUCCAUGGAGGAGAUGGCUGGGUCGUGGAAAACAAUCGAUGUCCUGUGGAAGGAGCUGAGAGCCAGACAUGUUUUGUAACGUCCUUUUUCUGGUGCUCAAAGAGUCAGACCAUAGACCUGCUGAAAGAAGGAUUCUGCGAACACUACCUCGAUGUCCACCAACCUCCGAUCGCCAUCAGUGACUGGGUUGCCGGGAGGGAAGACUGCGGAUGUAUGUAUGAGAUCAACGUUCAUCUCCUCGCUGCCGACAGACAAUCCAUCAAGACGUUUUCUAACCCCACAUUACAGAUAGAUCAGUGGAACAAUCAGAUUUACCAUCAGGUUUCACAUGUUUUCGAAAACUAUGGCCCAGGAGUGCGAUUCGUCCAAUUCUCACAUAAGGGAAAAGACACGUUGUUUUGGAAAGGCUGGUACAGAGCACGGUUUACAAACACGUCUGUCACCGUGAGAUGCAACGUUAACGAAAACCAGCGGGUUGCAUGUGAACAUUCAGCAUUCCAUUGGUCUCGCCAUCGGUAGUUCCACCAGAUGCCAUGGCAAUGUGUGGUGAACUUACUGACAUGUCGUGUUCUCACAAUCUGACGGAGAUUAUUCAAAACCAAAGUGGGAUUUCUCGCAGAGAAUAAGAAUGGGGAUUGGAAUCUAUAUAUAUAUAUUUAUUAGAAUAAGGUGAAUAUUUUCUACAGAUAUUGAAUAAAAUGAAGCAGGUGCAGUGGAAGAGAAUAUAGACAAAUCAUAUGUUAAUUGGUGUAUUUUAUUU
This is a messenger RNA of Pelobates fuscus (common spadefoot toad), 1274 nucleotides long. RefSeq names its product F-box protein 27 (gene FBXO27). The transcript is spliced from 6 exons. Gene Ontology annotation, molecular function: protein binding; ubiquitin protein ligase activity. Gene Ontology annotation, cellular component: cytoplasm; SCF ubiquitin ligase complex. Gene Ontology annotation, biological process: SCF-dependent proteasomal ubiquitin-dependent protein catabolic process; glycoprotein catabolic process. Lineage: Eukaryota; Metazoa; Chordata; Amphibia; Anura; Pelobatidae. The record is from RefSeq and is a predicted model, not a curated record. Bases 152 to 1033 code for a protein of 293 amino acids.